UAAUUGAUAAGAUAAAUACAGUGGAAUAUGAAUAUGAAUAUAAAAAUGAAUAUGAGUUAAAAAAACCAAAUUAUAAAAAACCAACUUGAUUCAAAUGUCUACUAUAUAUUCAAGGUCAAUUAGCAGUUAUAGUUUUCUUAGUAAAAACUUUGUGAGGAAUUAUAAUUCAAACAAAAGUUCAUCAUCUACGAGAUGGAUCAAUAGGGCGAAAAACGAUUACUAUGCCAAACAAGCCCAAAAAAAUGAUUACAGGUCCAGGGCAGCAUUUAAGCUUGAACAAAUAAACGAUAAGUUUAGAUUUUUUCAAAAAGGGCAAAAUGUGGUUGAUUUGGGAUUCGCACCUGGGGCUUGGAGUCAAGUUGCAGCUCUGAAGACCAGUAAUGGGAGGAUAUUGGGAGUCGAUAUUUUGCCCUGCUCACCGCCGCCAAAUGUUAGUGCUGUGCAGGGAGACAUUUUAUCACAAAGGACCCACAAAGCGAUCAGAGACUUUUUUUCGAAUUUUGGGAAUUCAAGCACUAAACAGGUUCAAACAACAGACCACAAAACAGCUUCUGAGCAGAGCAGGGAAAGUAUGGUGGGAUAUCCUAUUGACGUUGUUCUAAGUGAUAUGAUGGCAAACACCUCAGGUAUUCCAUUCAAAGACCAUUUGAACAGCAUGGAGCUUUGUGAAGCAGCGUUGGUGGUGGCAAUUGAUUUGUUGAAGCCAAAUGGAACGUUUGUUUGCAAGUUUUUCUCAGGAAAAGAAGAUCAAGUCUUAGAGAAGCGAUUCAGGAAAGUGUUCAAAACAGUUCAAAGAUUCAAGCCUGAAGCUUGUAGAUCAGAAUCUAAAGAGUUAUAUUUCGUUUGUUUAAAAAAAAGAAAUGCUGAAUUUAAUAAAACUGAAAUAUUUCAAUCAACUGAUAAAUAAUAAUUGGUAAUUGCAUUAGUCUAGAUUUAGAAAGAAAUUGAUAACAAUUUUAAAAUUAGCUUUUUUUUUUGUGCAAAAACAACAAUAAAAAUGUAAUAAUCAACUAAGUAAUUGAAAGAUUAAACAAUUAAAUGAUAAAGACUAAAUCAUCCAUAAAAGUGGGCCCUAAAAAAUAUAAAUAUAAAUAAAUAAAAAUAAAUAAAAAUAAAUAUAAAUAUAAAAUAAAUAUAAACAAACACAAAAAGCAUUCUAAAAAAAAAUGAGCAUAGAAAAC
Molecule: messenger RNA, 1181 nt
Organism: Ascoidea rubescens DSM 1968
Lineage: Eukaryota; Fungi; Ascomycota; Saccharomycetes; Ascoideales; Ascoideaceae
Product: RlmE family RNA methyltransferase
Exons: 2
Coding region: 95-907 (270 amino acids)
Biological process (GO): RNA methylation
Cellular component (GO): mitochondrion
Molecular function (GO): rRNA (uridine-2'-O-ribose)-methyltransferase activity
Source: RefSeq, a predicted model, not a curated record